Molecule: messenger RNA, 2823 nt
Organism: Anisakis simplex (herring worm)
Lineage: Eukaryota; Metazoa; Nematoda; Chromadorea; Rhabditida; Anisakidae
Source: the annotation of a GenBank genome assembly
AUGACCGAGUUUUUGCUUUUUAUAGACGUCAUGAAGAAUCGAUUUUCAACAAUCGAUGUGUUUGCGGUCAUUCACGAUUUGAAACCAUUGCAAGGACUUCGGGUGACGAAUGUUUACGAUGUUGACUCAAAAACCUAUCUGAUUCGCAUGCAUAUACCCGAUGAAAAAUGUUUCAUCAUGUUCGAAUCAGGAAUGCGUCUGCACAAAAGUGGUUAUGAAUGGCCGAAAGCACAAUUUCCGUCAUCGUUCAGUAUGAAACUUCGCAAACAUAUCAAACAGAAACGUCUGGAACACGUUCAACAGUUGGGCAUCGAUCGCAUAGUUGAUCUGCAGUUCGGUAGUGAUGAACGUGCAUCGCAUGUGAUCAUUGAGUUGUACGAUCGUGGCAAUGUGUUAUUAACAGAUCAUCAGUAUACAAUCCUGAAUGUGCUACGACCGCGUACCGAUAAAGACACUGAUGUUCGAUUCUCGGUUAAGCAGACGUAUCCAAUCGCGAAUGCACGACAGUGCUCUAUGCAACCGUCAACAGACGAUUUAUGGAAUAUGCUCAAGAAUGGCAAGAAAGGCGAUUCACUAAGAAGAGCACUCGCACCACUCACGCAUUAUGGCCCGGCACUUAUCGAGCAUUCAUUGCGUUCAGUUGGCAUUCCGAAUAAUGCACAGGAAUUCCAUCCUUAUCUUUUCGCACAGUUCGAAGCGAGUAAUCACCGAGAGUAUGCAACAUUUUCGGAAUGCGUCGACGAAUACUUCUCAAAAUUGGAAUCGCAAAAAGCUGAUCAGCGGGCGUUGAACGCUGAACGAGAUGCAUAUAAGAAACUUGAAAACGUUAAGCGUGAUCAACAGGAGCGCAUAGAGUCACUGGAAAUGGCGCAAGCAGAGAAACGAGAAAUGGCCGAAUUGAUUGUAUUGAACAAUGAACUCGUUGAUAAAGCCCUUCUCAUCAUUCGAUCAGCUAUUGCUAAUCAAAUGAGUUGGGAGAUGAUUGAAGAGAUGCGUGUGAAAGCGUGUGAAGCGGGUGACCCUGUUGCGUCUUCAAUUGUUGGUUUAAAUCUGAAUUCAAACGAAAUGAUUCUAUCGCUUCGGGAUCCGUAUUAUGACGAAUCGACUCCUAAAAAGGUACCAAUCGAUAUAUCGUUGUCGGCGCAUCAGAAUUCGCGUAAAUUCCAUUCAGAAAAAAAGGCUGCAUUCGAGAAAGAGCAAAAAACAAUCUCGUCCUCAUCGAAAGCAUUGAAGUCAGCACAACUGAAAACCAAGGAAACGCUCGCUACAGUACGAGCUAAAGCUGAUGUGGUUAAAUCGCGUCGACAAAUGUGGUUUGAGAAAUUCUUUUGGUUUGUUACUUCAGAGCACUACCUUGUUAUUGCUGGUCGUGACGCGCAGCAAAACGAACUACUCGUUAAAAGAUACUUACGGCCAGGCGACAUAUAUGUGCAUGCAGAUGUUCGUGGUGCAUCAUCGGUAAUAAUUCGAAAUAAAGUGAAUGGAGGUGAAAUACCGCCGAAGACAUUAAAUGAAGCCGGUUCAAUGGCUGUUUGCUAUUCAUCCGCAUGGGAUGCUAAAGUAAUCGCGUCAGCUUGGUGGGUCUAUCAUCAUCAGGUUUCGCGCACCGCACCAACGGGUGAAUAUCUAACACCUGGUAGUUUUAUGAUUCGCGGAAAAAAGAAUUUCUUACCAUCGUGUCAACUGCAAAUGGGAUUUGGUCUGAUGUUCAAACUUGAUGAAGAUUCUCUUGAACGGCAUCUGAGCGAACGUAAGGCAGUGAAUAGUGAACUGGUUGACGAUAGUGACAGUAAGGAUAAAUCUAUACUGAAUGAAGCGACGACACAUAUGAAUCAGUUGGAAUUAGAAAAUGAAGUUGAUAUUGAGCUGGAUGGUGGGAGUGAUUCCGAAGGUGACGAACGCAAUUCUGAACUGAUUGAACCUGAGCUUGAUGAGCAAUUCCCUGACGUUCAGGUAAGUUUGAGCGGUAUUGUGAACGCGAAUGGUAGCGCUAAAGAAGAGGAGGAAUAUUCCAUAAUUCAAUUAGGACCGACUAUUGAUAGAAACCGAGCAGAAAAAGAGCGUGAGAAAGAAAAGUUAGUUGAAGAGAGAAAAGAGGUGAAUACGAAGAAGGAUAAUGCCAACAAACCGUUGACGAAAAGGCAGAAGCAUAAAGCACAGAAGAUCAAAAAGAAAUAUGGUGAUCAGGAUGAAGAAGAAAGUAUUCUCAGGGCUCAAUUUUUGGGAUCUGUUUUCAAAACCGAUGGAAAGAAGCAGCAAUCAGGUUGUGCAAUUAGAAUUAUUCUUAAAGUUGACUCGAUAGAGACAAAACGUCGAACACAGGCAACAAGGAAAACUGAGGUAAAACAAUUGAGUGAGGAGGAGCCGAUGCAGCUGAACGUAGAGGCGGAAACUGUUGAGAAACAAUCACCAGGAACGGAUGAACAAACUGCUCAACCAGUGGCAUCAGCAAAGACAGGGGAAGAGCAGGAUGAUGACGAUAUGGAUAUCGAUGAGACUGAUUUGCGACGGAUGGGGGAAGAGGAAACGCAAAUGCUUGAUUCAUUGACAUGGAAACCGCUAGCGGAUGAUAAUCUUCUGUAUGCGGUUGUUGUUGUUGCACCAUACAAUACAAUGCUCAAUUUCAAAUACAAGGUCAAAUUGACACCUGGAACCGGUAAACGAGGCAAGGCUGCUAAGAGUGCCAUCGCGCUAUUUCAGAGGGAUAAGAGCGCAUCAACGCAAGAAUUGAACUUAUUACGUGUUCUUGCAUCAGAUGAUCAAGUUUCGCGUAACAUUCCUGGCAAAGUGCGAGUGUCAGCACCGCAACUUAAUAAAAAAUAA